AUGAGUGCAGAUAAUAUAGAUGAUGAUGGUGCUGGGAGUGUUUCAUCGGAAGAUGAGAACAGAUGUGUAAAGUUAAAGUUACCAGAACAUAUCGAGGCAUAUAUUAAAAAGCAGGAAUUACAUAGAGAUGUGGAACCAUCAACAUGUGACAGUACUUUACUGGAAAAUGUUACAGCAAACUAUGUAAUUGCUAAGAAAAUCAUAAGCAAUUUGACAUGGCAGGACAAGUCAUUAUGUAAACAUGUUUGUUCUAUGUGGCAUUCUGCUGUGAAUAGUAUAAAAAGGGAACAACUGUGGCCUACAGAUUUUUCUGUAUGUAUGAGAAUGAAUAGUAUAGAGUAUGGUAUCAAGUUGUUGAAAUCAGGUAAUUUUUAUACUGAACCACUGGCUGUGUUAGUGUUUACAAACAGAACAGCUUUCAUAGCAGCAACCAGAUGUGAGAGUUUAAUAUUCCAUCCUUGUGAACCUGCUUGUGAAAAGGAACAUUACCUUAUUGAUGUAAUACAACGAGAAGUUGCAGCUCCAAAAAACUGUAUGGUCACUGUGAAAGGCUGCUUCGUGUCAUAUCUGCCUCUACCACAGACAUCAACUUAUAAGAAUACAAUCAGACAUGCAAUGCUCCUGGACCCUGAUCCAUUUCUCAGUGGAAUUUCUAUACCAGCCAUACCCAAUGUAAAGUUUACAGUCAUUAAUAUGGCGUCUGUGAACUUAAUAAAAGAGAACUUUUUUGAUGUUGUGGAUAAGUUAGCCGAGACUCAUUACAUCAAAGGUGCAUUAGUUUUUGCCAAUGAUAGCUACCUAUUACAUUCAGUGGAGGAUAUUAUUUUCUUAAAUCAUUUCAAAAAUGUACAGCCAAAUGUUCCAUUUGCUAUGGGAGGUUGUAUAGUAGAGGAUACUAUAACUGAUCAAGCUGAUAUUACACAUGUUAUCAAUGGACUGAAUCGAGGCAAAGACUUUAUUAGCCGAAAUCUUAUAUCAAUAGCAUUGUUUUCAGUUCCUAGGGAUAUGGAACAAGAUCAAAACUGUAAUUUUGAUAUGUUUUCACUUAUAUUAGAGUCAUCUGAUUGGUCUAAACCUAAGAUACAAUCUUGCAUUAAUAAGUUCUCGAAGAGUAUACCUUGUUUUGAACAUAGUGUGGCUAUAAAGUUCUCAUGCGUGGGUCGCGAUCAAAAGCACGAGUUGGAGCAGCAAUACUUCCGCGCUGCUUUUCCUAACACACGACUGAUUGGAUGCUACGGCAACGGUGAACUGGGUAUCAAUCAUCCUGUUCGUAAUGAUCUAACUGAUCCCGAGGAACCGCCUAAGGCCUUAAAAAUCGGCGCGAAGAGACACCGGCGAGAUCCAGGUCCGCAAUUUGGACUCAUGUAUUCGUACUCGACCAUUUUUGUUUAUAUUGGCUGGGGAAAGAUUUUGUCUCAACCUGAGUCCACUUAA
Arctia plantaginis is the source of this 1434-nucleotide messenger RNA. The record is from the annotation of a GenBank genome assembly. NCBI's taxonomy places the organism in Eukaryota, Metazoa, Arthropoda, Insecta, Lepidoptera, Erebidae.